Saccostrea cuccullata (small rock oyster) is the source of this 1108-nucleotide messenger RNA. RefSeq lists its product as uncharacterized. The transcript has 3 exons. Bases 423 to 1049 code for a protein of 208 amino acids. Lineage: Eukaryota; Metazoa; Mollusca; Bivalvia; Ostreida; Ostreidae. The record is from RefSeq and is a predicted model, not a curated record.
AUUUAGACAAUCAUUAUUCCACACUUGUUCUAUAAGAAAUUAAUUCAUGCAGCAGCUCUGACAUAUCGUAUUUGCAUUUGUAAGAAAAGUAUCCCAUUAUUAUAUGUGACAGAAUCCUGAAAAUUAACAGGAUCUGCAGGCAGGUUAUGUGCGAUAGGUGGAGAUAACAAGAAAAUGUUCACUUACAUUGUUUAUGCAAAGCAAAGAACUACAAGACAUAAAAAAUACUUUCUAAACGUUAAUUGUACUCGAUAAAAAUUACUUGCAGUUUGUUACAUAAUAUUCAUUUACUCAUCGUAAGCUGAGGGUUUUAGCGUGGGUGUGUCGAACACUUGACUAACGGGACACUGCGGGGCAUACACAUCCCAACAACACGGUGGGGCGGAUAACAAAACACCGCGGCAGAGAGCCAGAGAACAGCCAUGUUCUAUCGCUGGUUUGUCUUUGCUGUCCCUCUGCUGGGUUUCUUGUCUGAUUUCUGUGUGGCGUUUGAUGUCUGUAAUACACUGAUUCAGGUGGAACACGAUCGAGAUGAAAACAAUCAAGUCUUGGCCUGCCGGUAUCAAAUACUGAAGUAUGAUCCUUCAGGAGUUUUUCUAAGAGAAACAGUGUCAACACCAGUAAACCAGACGCUAUGUCACGUAGUUACUCAGACAUUGUCCACAUACCAUGUGCCUGAAUGGGAGAGGUAUCCAGUGGGAACAUUUUUACCACCAGUAGGAUGCACCUUUUCACAGAAUCUGCAAUGUGAAUUAGAGACGAUAUGUCCAAGUAUGACAGAGAAACAAGCAACAGACACAUUAUCAAAAACAACAGUUCCUCCUCAGGAAGAUACAUACAAAGACAUUAUAAGUACUCCUUUCAAAGUGACAGUAAAAGUAGAUAUCAGUACUCCUUAUACUGGUGACGUAACCACGAAGCGACGGGGAUCAUCUCAAAACAGGGUAGCAACAGAAGCACCGCCAUCAACAGGAAAUUUUACACAUGUAUCCGUAUAUAUCUUAUUUUUGUCAUUACUUAUGAACAUUAUUUAUGUCAUUGAAUUGUGAUUGAUAUGGUAAAACAAGAAGCACCCAUGAAAAGGCAAAUAAAACAUAUAUUGAAUAGA